GCUCAAGCUCCCCAUCCGGUCCCCCGCCCUUCCUCUCACAUCGCCGUUUUGUGCACCAUGUCCCCACAAACACAGGCAGUCGUGCGGCCGCCCCAGCCGUCCGACACAUGGACGUUUUCGCUGGCCUUGCAGCUCUUGAAGAGCUCGCCCGAGCACGCCGCGAGCAAUGGCUUGGACGACUUUUUGGCCCACAACAAGGACGCCGUGCUCCUGCCGGUGCCCUUCGCCCCUGCGGCCACAAACGCGGGCGGGCCACAAAAAGACCUCGAUGCUGCAAAAACAGACUUUUCCUUGCGCGGCGUGCGGUUCGCCGGCGUCACGCCCCAGGCCGUGCGCGCGGCCCAGACCCUCUCUUCCACGUUGGCCAUGGACGCGCACGACGCGUUGCGGAUCGUGCUCCAGACCGACCGGCGCAGCCCGCAGCCGGCCCCGGGCGACCACCGCGUCAGCCGCUUGCUCUUCGGCGCGCCGGCGCCGGGGCCCGCGGCGCAGUCCAGGCGCCCAUCCUCGGCCCCAGCCGCGGGCCUGGACCGCAUGCUUCUAUACACAAAGGCCGUGUUGCAGGAGCGCAGAACCGUCCUCCGCAUAGCCGCGGAGUGCCUCAACUUGCGCCACGCAGACCGCGCGUCGCCCGUGGCGCGCAACUUGGGGAAGUCGCUUGUGGCGAGCGCCGACUACUUGCUCGACGCGGUGGCAGGCCUCGGCACGCUCGUGGACCUUGCCACGGGGCCGCCCGCCGGCGCGGCGCACGGGCGCUUGCUCCGCAUGGAGCUGCUCCUGCACAUGGCGCAGCUUCUCCUGCUUGUGUUCGACGUCUUGUUGUCGUGUGCCGAAGUCCCGCCCCGGUUUGCGGGCGCGUGGUUUGCCCUCAUGGACAGAACCGCGUUUGCGCUCGCGUUGGUGCCCUGCGCGGCCAGCAAGGACGCGUUUUCCGUGCUUCACGGCCUCGUCACCGUCGUCUCGCUCCAGCUCUUGGACUUGCCGCUGCCCGACCCCACCCACUUGGCCGACCCCGCCGUCUUUGCGCAGAUCAACGCCUUGAUGCUCACGCUGAGCCCGAACAACAUCCUCGCGUACGCGUGGCUCAUACGGCUCCACCGAAAAGCGAUUUUGCUCGAGGCGUUCCCGCAGUCGCACGAAGCUUUUCUCCUGGUGGUGCCCCUCCAAAACACCCUCAGCGACGUGGCCACGCUCCAGGCCUCGUUGCAGCACGCGCCGGUCUUCCUGGAGAUCGUGCAGCUCAACAAGGUCUUGGGCUUCGACAAUGUGUUCGCCGUCAUCUUGACCGACAUGAUCCUCGCGGCCAUUCCGCUCGUCCAAGCCACAGAGAAUAUACUGGCCUGUAUCAGCGAGGUCUUGAGCUCCGCGCCCAACCCCUCGGUAGAAAAGUUCUUCGACAAUGACGAGGCCCGUCGGUUGAUCGUUUUGGCCAGGGCCAAGUUCCCCGUCUCCUUGAGCCCCUACCUCAAGCUAGCUUGCAUCAACGGCAAGUUCGCGUUGCACGAGCUCGAGGAGCUUUCCUGCUACAUGUCCGUUUUUGACAACGCCGACUUGACCUCGCUCCACGAAAUCGACUCGGAGAACACCGACUUGGUGCGGCUCACCAAGCCCGUGGACGUGUUUCUUCCUUUCGAGCCCGCAAACAAAUUGUCCCUCGUGCUCAAAGUGGGCACGAAGGCCAAGAUCUUCCCCGCGGCCCAGGACAAACUGCUUGUCACGUUCUUGCACAAAUACAAUGGCUGGGCGCUCUUGGGACGCGUCUUGGAGAACAUCUCAAAGUUCUCCGAUCAAUCGGAACUAGAGAAAACCAGGGCUCUAGAAAGUAUUCUUGAUGUGUUGAUCCGCACCACUGCUGAGGAUCCGCCCAGCACAUGUGCCGUCUUGGAAUACAUGUCCACGCAUACUGACGAUAGCGACAUCGUUGAUGUGCUCUUCCGUGUCUUUGAACAAAGCAUGCACAACCGAAACGUCGUCUUGCUGACGAAGCUGCUCCGGUUACUCUCCAGCCUAAUGCCAGUCAUCCCUGCCCGAAUCUGGCCCUAUCUCUCCAGAUCAUCACUUCUAUCAAAUAAAGGAAAGGAGGGAUUCCUGUCAAUCCUAUUCGGCUCCAUCGAGACGGUCCUGGGGGAGUACCUAUUUACAAGUGCAUUGGUGAAGUUUGUGUUCUGUCUUGCCGACAACUGUUUGUCGGUGACGAAGGACUAUUCAGAGGAAGCGAAGAGUGACAUUUUCACAAAGUUCAUCGAACACAUUAUUCAAGUGUUCGAGAACUACGAAAACUGCAAAUUCAAUGACAGCUUCCAGAAAUUCGAAUUGGGUGUUCUCAUCUUGGAUGUCUUUUCACAAACUUUGAAUACCGUUUAUUCAGUGAGUCCUCAUCUUAAAAUUGACGAAAAACCCACAAAGGUUUUUGCCAAAGCUUCUCAAAAAAUUCUAGACACUUUCCUCACAACCACACCCAGCUUUGCUCGCUCCUCCAUUUCUAUAAUCGACUUGAUUGACUCUCUUUCUUCACCGUCUGAUUCUUUCGAUGCCCAAGACAUCUCAGGCUUUCUUGGUGAUGUAUGGAUUCACUCGGUGUUCUCUUUUGCUAGGCUUUUGGUAAACAUCAGAAGCUCAAUCAAUGCACUCCCAAGUAAGCUCGAGGAGUCCUUGUUCUCUAGAUUACCUCAGCUUGUCACCAUUUACAGCGAAGGUGGGCCCCUCAGAAAAGUUAUUCUCGACUUGCUUACAGCUCUUACAAGUGGGAAAUGGGAGUCUGAAAAGAUGCCUUCCAUCUUAUCUCAUCUUGGCCAGGAUCAUUCACGCAUUCUUUUGCACUCUUUGGCUACGGACUUGGAGUCUACAUUCGAUGAAUACAACAUAAAGAUAUCCAUCUAUGAUUUCCUUUGCUCUAUAAUGGAAGCCAAUCAGCAGGGUCUUGCAGUGUUAUUCAUCAGUGGAAGGGAUGUUUUUGGAGAGUUCUCUGAUGCCAAGGACGGCAAAACAGGCACUAAAACCAUAUCUCUAUUGUCCGUCAUGAAGAAGAAUAUCCAGGAUGUGAAGUCAUACCCCGCGGCUGUGACUGUACAUCUCUUAGAUGCUAUUUCGUUGGCUUUCAAUUCAUGGACUACAGCUAGAAAUGAAGACAGCGAUAUUGUGUUUGUUAAGGAAUUGGUGUCGUUGCUCGAGAACUUCGAGAAGAAUCACGAUGAAAAGACCGCGCCUGAAAUGAUUCUCUCGUCUUACGAUUGCAAGGUUUAUUCAAAAAUCACUGAAAUUAUAUCCUUGGUGCUUUUCACUACGAAGAAUGAAAAGUGUAUCGAGUUAAUUCGAGGAUUGUUAUCAAGCAGCGCGUUCAUUGAGAAACUACCAGGAUUCUUUACCAUUUCAGGAUACGAAGUAUCGCUUUAUGAAAACGUGAAAACUAGAUUCAACACGGUCUUUGAAAACCACCAGUUGACAGACUUUGCAGUCGCUCUCAAGAAGCGAAACAGAUUUGGUCCUGGAAUGGUUUAUGAUCUCCUCUUGCUCGACUCGUUCUUCCAGGAAAGCCCUGAGUGGAGCAAAAUCAGAGAAGAGAUAAUCUACUUGAGUGCUAACAUGCAAUACUACAACGCUCAAAUUUCCUUGUGCAAGUCGAUGGGAGCACUCAUGACCACAUUCUGUCGUCGGUUACCAACCUCUGUCCCUACACAGUAUUCCAAGGUGGUGCACAAGCUACUUGCUAUAAGGGAACCACGGGAUAACUAUUCAGAAUUGUUAUGCUCACAGCAAUAUUAUGAACGUAUAGAGCUCGCCUUUUUGAUGCUUUACACACUGAAUGACACGAAGGAUGGCCGAAAAGAACUUGUUUCUUUCUCCAUUUCUAUCAUAGAGGAAUGCAGCGACUUGAUGAACAACCCCAAUGUGGGCUACUUGAGUAGUAACAAAGCAGACUUUUCCUACAGAUCAUUGUUGAGGAUAGUCUACAUCGCACUUGCAAAUCUCAAAUCCGACUUUCAAGCUGUCAACACCCGGGUUCAACCCAUUUUGAGACUUUUCGAGUACGUCAUUGCCAAGGGCACCACAAGUAUCAUUAUUGAGCUUCAAAAUGAUGUCUACCUUGCCCGUACAAAUAAAAAUCACAAACCUGUGAAUCUUGGGGCCAGAUUGGAUGAUUUGAAAUUGAUUCUUUCUGUUUUAAAAGUUUUUGUCGAGCUAGGAAUCAGUGGCUCUUUGCAAGCUGAGUUUGCUGCUACCCUAACAAGACACAACACAGUGGGCUCGCUUCUCAGUCUCUACUCAUUUUCGCACUUGACUUUGGUCGCUAAUGAGCCGAUAUUCGCCCAAUUGAGUUUGAUGUUUAUCCAACAACUUAUGUUGGUGGAGGCAUUUGCGGAGAACAUUGUUGAUUCGAAGAUUUUCACCGUGAUACGCGAAAGCAUGAUUUCUCAGCUGCUUCGCGUAGGUGGCGUGUCCGUUGUGAAUGCCUCCCAGUUACAUGGUACGUGGACUAAUGGGAUCUUGCCACUCGUCGUAUUGUGUCUUUCGCAAGGAAAAGCUGUCGGAGAGAGUGUCUUAACUCUCAAAGCAUUUUCGAAGCAAAUCGAGUUUAGUAUCGAAUCUUGGUCAAAUGAUUCCUCGGCUCUUCAGAUCUCUAGCGCAGGUACUUUCGAGACAAUGCAGCUCUUGUACAUUUUUCAGAUUCUUAUGUCGAUAGCAACAGCGCAAGGUCUUGCGACAAGAUCUGCUAAUGAUGUCGAUAUGACGGUAUUGCCGGGGCUCGAUACGCAACAGAAAAGAAAUGACUUUGUUGGUUUUAUUAGUAAUCUUCUCAAGCACCCCAAGUUUUUGAAAUCGCGAGUUUUUCCUAGCUCGCAGGAGGAGAAGGCCUUGAUGCAUGCAGACGGUAGGGAGUAUGAAACUUUUGUCGAAGGUUUGAUUGAAGAUAUCAAAGAAUUGAGAGACUUUUUGAUGUGAUGUGGAAAGGGGUUUUCUCUUUUGCGGCAUCUGUGGUUAAUUUAACACAGCUGAAAACUUGACGUGAAAUACAUGGUUUGAAAUGGAUAUAAUACGUGCAUGCACAAGUACAUAAUUUUAUGCAUUUAAUGACACGACGGCU
Metschnikowia bicuspidata var. bicuspidata NRRL YB-4993 is the source of this 5083-nucleotide messenger RNA. It is a transcript of the gene NUP188, whose product is annotated as Nup188p. Lineage: Eukaryota; Fungi; Ascomycota; Pichiomycetes; Serinales; Metschnikowiaceae. The record is from RefSeq and is a predicted model, not a curated record. Bases 58 to 4941 code for a protein of 1627 amino acids. The transcript has a single exon. Gene Ontology annotation, biological process: protein import into nucleus; RNA export from nucleus. Gene Ontology annotation, molecular function: structural constituent of nuclear pore. Gene Ontology annotation, cellular component: nuclear pore inner ring.